GUUUUGGCAGCCGGAACACCCCUUCAUCCCGUUUCCUUUUGCCUUGAUCCGCAGCCCCUAGGAUGGAUCCUACGCCCGACCCUAUAGUUGGCCUGGCCUGGGCUUUGGCUUCGGCUGUCCCGCCCCGGGGCUACAGCCCGAUCACAAGCACAGUGGAGGGGACACCUGCCAACUUCGGAAAGGGAUUUGCACAGAAAUCUGGCUACUUCCUGUGCCUCAGUACUGGGGAAACUGGAACUGGCAGCAGCGGCAGCAGUGAGACCCUCCCAGAAAAUGUGGUCACAGAUAUCCAGAUCCUAAAUGAGAAAACACCUCUUCCAAUGGGCUUCACCUAUGUCAGCGAGUUCCUAGAUGCCAAGGCAUCAGUGUCAAAAAAGAAACGGGUCUGCAUGAAGCUGGUCCCCCUUGGAGUGGCUGAUACGGCUGUCGUUGAUGUCCAACUGAGUGGCAAGAGCAGAGUGGUGCCAGGAUACAUGCGUAUUGGGGAAAUAGGUGGCUUUGCACUUUGGUGUAAGAAAGGUAAAAUCUCCAAGCCCCUUCCUAAGCCUCGGAGCAUCAGCUUGGAGAUGAGAGGCCUCUCUCUGGAUAAGUCCAGUGACGGCUCAGAGAAGCUAUCUCCAUUGAGCUCAAGACAAGGAACCAUAAGGAGGAGUGAUUCCAUCUAUGAGGCGUCUAGUCUAUAUGGCAUCUCAGCCAUGGAUGGGGUUCCUUUCAUCCUGCACCCCAAGUUUGAAGGCAAAGACAAUGGUCCAACGGGCUCCUCUGCUUUUGCAGACCUGACCAUCAAAUCUCUGGCUGACAUCGAGGAGGAGUACAACUAUGGCUUUGUGGUGGAGAGGACAGCGGCGGCCCGCCUGCCUCCCAGUGUCUGCUAGCUCCCAGUAGAAGAGGGAUCAGCCUUCAGGAUUCUGGGAUGGCACAGCCAGUGCAUUGCUGACCACAGUGCCUUUCUUCUUCUUCCUCUUGCCCUCCUUGCCCCUUGGGUGACACUACAUUCCAUGGUCCCUUCGGACAUCUGGAAGCCUGCAGCCUGUCUCAGAAUCUCUGGGACAGGCAGCUCAGCCCCUAACAGGAGCUUGAAAGUUUGCCACUAAUAGUGCCUGGUGAAGGUGUGGGGAGAGAAGGGGUCUUAAGCUACUCUGCCAAGUGAGAGAUUAUGCUCUAGCAAGGGUGUCUCCAAGGGUUCCCUGCCCCAUCAGGCCUUGAGUUGAUAUGUCUCUGGGCAGGCAGGGAACAAAAUGUGUGCCUUGGACUUUUUUCCCCUGGUGAUAAGCCUGCAGGACUGGCUCAAUUUGCUCUUAGCAAUAAAGACUUCUCCUUGA
Messenger RNA from Dromiciops gliroides (monito del monte), 1322 nucleotides. It is a transcript of the gene MVB12A, whose product is annotated as multivesicular body subunit 12A. The coding region runs from base 63 to 875 and encodes 270 amino acids. Gene Ontology annotation, biological process: regulation of epidermal growth factor receptor signaling pathway; virus maturation; receptor catabolic process. The transcript is spliced from 9 exons. Lineage: Eukaryota; Metazoa; Chordata; Mammalia; Microbiotheria; Microbiotheriidae. Gene Ontology annotation, cellular component: ESCRT I complex; cytosol. The record is from RefSeq and is a predicted model, not a curated record.